Messenger RNA from Thlaspi arvense, 804 nucleotides. The record is from the annotation of a GenBank genome assembly. NCBI's taxonomy places the organism in Eukaryota, Viridiplantae, Streptophyta, Magnoliopsida, Brassicales, Brassicaceae.
AUGAGUUUUCAGGAUUUAGAAGCUGGAAAAGGAAGAUCGAGGAAGAUCAAUGGUGGUCGACAAGAUUCGACGCAAGCCGUCGCUUCCGGAAUAUUCCAGAUCAAUACCGGAGUUUCUACGUUUCAGCGGCUCGUCAACACACUCGGUACUCCCAAGGACACGCCGGAGCUCCGGGAGAAGCUGCACAAGACACGAUUGCAUAUUGGGCAGCUUGUGAAGGACACUUCAGCUAAACUCAAAGAAGCUAGUGAAAAUGAUCAUCAAAGUGGUGUCAAUCCAAGUAAGAAGAUUGCAGAUGCUAAACUUGCAAAGGACUUUCAAGCUGUGUUGAAAGAGUUUCAGAAAGCUCAACAAACAGCUGCUGAAAGAGAAACAGCUUAUACUCCUUUCGUGCCUCCAUCCGCAACUCCUUCUAGCUAUACAGCGAGUGAGGAAGAUAAGGCCCCGGAACAGAGGGCACAAGUUAUGGAGUCAAGAAGACAGGAGCUUGUGUUGUUAGACAACGAGAUUGCAUUCAACGAGGCUGUGAUCGAAGAAAGGGAGCAAGGGAUACAAGAAAUCCAUAGUCAAAUUGGCGAGGUUAACGAAAUAUUCAAAGAUCUUGCGGUUCUGGUUAACGAUCAAGGAGUCAUGAUAGAUGAUAUUGGUACUCACAUUGACAACUCUCGAGCUGCAACUUCACAAGGAAAAUCUCAGCUCGCACAAGCCGCAAAGACACAAAAAUCAAACUCUUCUCUGACAUGCUUGCUCUUGGUGAUAUUUGGCAUUGUACUCCUGAUCGUGAUUAUCGUACUCGCAGCUUGA